UAGGGGAAGGGAUGAGGGAUGUUUACGGGGUGGGCAGUUAUGUUCGUAGAGUUGAGAUUUGAGAAUGGCUGGAAAAGGGAAAGGAAAUGUCAGAAUUGAAAAUGAAAUCGAGAAGAGUAGAGAGGAAUCUGAUUGGAAAAGGCUCAUAGAGCUUGCGGAGCAGCUGAAAGCAAGAUCACCUAAUCAUGACUGCCUUGCAAACUUCCUUAUUGGUGAGGGAAAGCUGGAAUCCUUUCUGGAGGAUGUACCUCCUGUUGAGGCUAAUGUUGCCAAGGCAAGAUUUGGUCUUAUUGAAGUGAAACGGUUUUUAAAUGUGGCCGUCACCAAACAGCCAGAUGAAUCUCUUGAUGCAAACCUUCUUCUUGGGAAGCUUAAUUAUGCUAUGGGUUACUAUGAUGCCGCUCUUCAACAUUACAAUGCUGCAAAACUACAAUCGUUGGGGGAAAAGCCCCUUGCAUUACGUAGUCUAAGAAUAGUCGCAGAAUCUUUUGCAAUUAAAGGAAUGUGUCUUGAAAAAGUUCCCCCAUCUUCAUCAUCAAAAUUCAAGCAGGCUGAAUGGGAAGAACAAAUGCUUCAGUGUUAUCAAACUGGUGGAGAUCUUGCCCUCUUGUACCUUCAAGAUGCAGAUAAACUUAACCAAUUGGGUACCAUGACUACAAGUGGUUCUCAUUCACCACAACCGCCCAAUCCUCAAAAGCAAAUUGGUCCCAUUCUAGAGAAUGCAAUUCAACGGUCUCCCUUACUCUACAUCAAAGCAGGAAAAGUGCAACUGGCUGUUAAUCGUUACAGAGCCAUAUUAGGUGCAGUAGAAUCAAGUUUCACACAAGCUUUACGACUAGUCCUCACACGACGACUAGCAGAAGUUAUCCUCCGAGGUGUUAGUCCUGCUGAAUACCCAUGUCCUGUGAACACAUCAGAACCAAGCUACAGGAGGGGUCAUCCAUCUGCAAGUAAAACUGACAGCCCAUGGAAACCUAAAAAGUAUGGGGGACACAAUCUGUUUGUUCCAAGAAAUGAAAAUGAAGAAAUAAUCUUACUUCUGUUGAUAAGUGAGUCUAUGGCUGUGAGAGAAGCAGUUUUGAGUCAGUCUGCUGAGUUUAAAGAAGCACGAAUUAGAGCUUAUAGCAAUGCAUCUGCAGUUUAUGACCUUCUCACAGUUGCUUUAGUCCGUUGGGGUCAAGUAGAUCUACUUACAGAGUCUUUUGAGAGAGCUAUGAAGUUUUCUGCCAAUGAACCUUUAGCAUGGCUACAGCAUGGGUUGUGUUUGAUUACUUCUGGCAAACAUGCACACGGACUUUCAGUGCUCCGUGAAGCAACAAAUCAAGAUCCCUCAAGUGUAAGCCCCUGUCUUGUUGCUGCCCGAGCGUGCUAUGAACAUCUGAAUUUAGUGUCUGAAGGUUUAGAUUGGAGUCAGAAAGCUUUGGAAAGAGAACUCACAAGACCUCAGCACUUAGAAUCACGAUGUUACUUGUAUUUUGGCGUAGGCUACAGCUUGCAGGCUGCAAAUACUCACUUACGGAAAGAGAAAGAAGAACUUAACAGCAAAGCACUACAGUCAUUUGCUAGGGCUCUUCACAUUGAUCCGAAUGAUCAUUUAUGUGAAUAUUACUUGGCUUUCCAAAAGGCAAAUGGGUGUAAAGUUCAGGAAGCAAUACGGCAUGUUAAGUCUGCGUUGCAACUGAGAGCAGACCAUGUACCAUCACUUCAUCUUUUGGUCUUGCUUUUGUCAGCACAAAAACAGCAUCAGGAAGCUCUUACAUUGGCACAAGCUGUGUUGGAAGAGUACCCUGAUAACUUAAACAUAAUGUAUGUCAAAGCACACCUUGAACUGGAAGUUCUUGGUGGUGAGGCUGCUCUUUUAACAGGCAAGAAAAUGUUGGCUGUGUGGAAGAAUUUGUAUGAGGAUCAAACAUCAAAUGAGUCACUGGAGCAGUCAGACAGACGGAGUGAAACACGUAGUGUAUUCAAUCUCUAUCCAUCUGGCAUGUCUGAUAAAGAUUCAAGUUCUCUUCAUGCUCAUUCCCUAGCAGCAUCUCGGGUUGAGCAGGCCUUGUCAGAAGUAGCAUCUACACUGAGUACUUUUACUCCACGUCCUGGACCUCACCGUUCAUGGAUGCUUCAACUUCAUAUUUGGCUCCUCUUGGCAGAAAUUUAUCUAUCAAUGGAUCAGCCAAGUUCAGCUAUACUUUGCAUUCAAGAAGCUACAAACAUAUUUGCUCUCUCUCACCAUAUCAUGUACACUAGAGGUCUUCUUCAUGAACACAAACAAGAAUUUGUUGAGGCCAAACUGUGUUAUCAAAGUGCUCUAGCUGUUCACCCUACUCAUAUCAAGAGCAUGCAGCAUUUGGGACUAAUUUAUCACUACCUUGGAAGCCAUCGUAUUGCAGAGAAAACACUACGUGAUGCUGCUCGUAUUGAUCCAACUUCCCAUCUUACAUGGUAUAAUUUGGGAAAGGUGCUUGAAUCUCUUGAAGAGUUUGAUGCAGCAACUGACUGUAUGGCCACAGCUCUAGAAACAGAAACAACCAGCCCAAUUUUGCCGUAUUCUACAAUUCCUCUUACUUUUGACUGAGAACCACUCAGUCAGCAAUGUGUGAGUAAAUCCCCAAAAGGUUAAUUUUACCCUCUUUUGAAAUGGAUGUCAAAUGCUUAAAACACCUAAUUUAAAUCCCUUCAUACAAUGAAAAUGAUCAGGGGCUGGAAAGAGCGGAGUUUGCAAAGUACUGUAGGUUCAAAUAAAGGAGAUGAUACCAUUUACGUUUUUUUUGGGCUCACUUAAAACAGUCUUGUUAUUAUAUUUUCUUUAUUCUAGUCAUUGACAAUUAUGAAUUAUGUGCAGCUCAUUCAUUGGUUCCUGUUGUUUUGUUUUCGAAUAAGUAACCUUACCGUAAUUUUGGUGUAAGCAAAUUGAUUUCAGUUACACAUCUACAUUAAGUCUGCAUUUCCUGUUAAAUUUUUAUUUUAUUAACUCCUUCACAGCUUUAAACAUGGUCAGAGCUUUCACACUAUUUAAAUAUUUUGACUCUAUUGUGGCUCAGUCUCUUUUUCACUCUUCCAACUACAUCUUACAUCUAUAGUCUUUUUAAACCCAAUCUAUGUUGAGGGUAAGAAUUUUGCCCAACCGUAAAUUUCCAAUUUCAGGAGAUGUGCUUGUCAGUUUUAUCACUAAUGCCCUCUCCAUUCCCUAUCCCAACUUUAGUUAGUGUUUUUGAUAAAAAAUAUGCUUUUUUGUCAGCAGUACAGUAUCUAAUUAAACUCUGCAUUAAUCAUUGACAAAAUUCUAAUUUUUGAGACUGUUUGCACACUAGGUGUACAUUCCUUCUAUUUUUUUUUUUUUAGUCAGGUGCUUAUUAACACAUUCCUUAUCUGCGUUGUGUUUUAUUUUUUUACUUCAAAAUUAAUUCUUGGGAAAAAUGUUAUUUUUAACUUAAUCAACCUGACUACCUACUGUUACUAUGUAUUCUACCAGUAGAUAGUAAUGGAACUGAAGAUAAUUGAUGUGUGGGUGAUUGAUUAUUUAUAUCAUUCUGUGCCCUGUUCAAGGGCUUUAUAUUUUAUUUUAUCUAUCUUUUUAUGACAUACAUACUUGAUCCAGUUGUCAGUUGCCAUCAUGAUUAACAAAUCAACAGCUCCCUCCUAGGGAAUGCAUUAUAUACAGUAUGUCUCUGAAAGAUACUGUCUGUUUUGAGCUUUUCCACAGACCGUUUUCAACAGAUGAUCUACAGUCAAUAAAACAUAAAAUCAAUUGUUUCAAUGGCUGAAUUAUGCAAAUGCCGGCUCAAACAGUCAUCUGAAACCAUUAAUGUACUAUAUUUCAAUCCGAUUUUGUUCCUUCAUAGCUGCCAAAGAUGUGCUUCAAGAAAGCUCAAAACAUAUAAUGUCUUUUAGAGGCGCACUGCACAUAAUGUAUCUUUUAGAGACCUGCCAUACAUAAUGUAUUUUUUUGAAGGGAGCCGACGAAAUAGUAAUAUGUUUUAUACAUUCCUAGAUUUUUCAAGCAUUCUCUUGUGCUGCUUUACUAAAAAUUCUAAUUUUUAUGGUGGUCUGAUAAACAACUAUGAAAAGCCUUGGUUUAAAAAAAAUCAUAUUGAUCAAAGUUUUAUCUCUAUAUAGAGUUCUGUUUGUGAAAACUGUUUACCUCUUUACAUUGUCACAUGAUUGUUUCACAUGUGACUAUACAUUUUUUAAAGUAAGUGCAAACAUUGAUACUCUCAUGUCAUGACAGUUUCUUUAGAGUAAGAAUUGUUUAUACCUCAUCAAAAAGAGUUAGUCAAUGUUAUUUGUAACUUUUUCACCUGUCAUGCACUAGCACCAGCUUAAAAAGGUUAAACUCAGUGGUCUUUUCAUUUUUUUAGCGUUCAUGUCCCCAGUCAUCUGUGUUUCAUGUUGCCCUGUUUCUGUCUAGAUUCUUGAUUAUAUAUAUUUUUUUUUGUAUUUUGCUUGUAGUUUACUCUAUCAGUUCUCACAACACAUGGAUUUGAUGUUCUAUAUUUUACUGAGACUAUGCAACAUAGUUUUCAGGUAGCCUUUAUGUUUUUGCCAGCAUAGUGUUGUAGGUUUCCCUAUUUCCAAAUGUGGACUGAGUAGUAUAUCACAACUAAUUAUUCCUUGUGACAAUACCAUCUUUGAUUCUCUUUCCUAGAAAGACAUAAUGAAAACAUCUUUGACAAUUGUUGAUGCCCCUAGAGCAAGUGUUAAGUUUUAUCCCUAAUUGUAGGAAACAUUUACAAAUAUAUCCAACAAAGAUUGUUGUCUGUUAGACGUUUGGUAGGUAAACCUAAAACAGAAUAACUGAUCCUCAUUGGAAGGGAAGAUGACCUUCCUUUGCUUUAAACGGGAGAAAUGAUGGAUGGUUGUAAGAGAACCUUCAACUUCUGAUAUUUUUUAAGUUAUCCUAGUUGGGGUUUUCAAAUGAUGUUCCAUUAGUACUGGAGUUGAUUGUAAAAAUUAUAAUGUAAAGGAAAAAUGUUUGUUAAUUGUAUUAUACUGUUAAAAUGUUGUGGUAUAUCUAGUUAUCAAAUGAAAGUUGUAAUUAUUCUCACUCUAGUAGUGCUCAGAAAUGUCAAGUUUUGAUGGCAUUUCUAAUUUAUUUGCUAGCUUUGGCAUAAAUUUCAAACAAGUUUAGAACUGCUUUUAUAAGUACCUACUCUCCUUCCCAGAAAGUACUAUUUGACUCACUGCUUAGCUAUAGAAGUAUUGAGUCUUGCAUAGCCUUCUAAAUUUGAUGGACUGUACAGUGUCGUGUUAGGGCUACGACACAGCAGUAAGUAUGGGCUUUUGCGUACUCGCUCCCCCCGUAAGGCGCCAUGGCCCGUGGAGUAGGCAAACCCACGGCGCUGCUGUUUCUUAGCCCUGACUCACGGUACGUGCAAAAAACGACGGUCCACUUGUAUAAAAUUACCAAUAUUUCCCUAACUGUAAGGAAGGAUGCUGUACUUCCUUUCUAAAUUCUUUUAAUCCUAUAUUUUUCUAUGAUUUUGGUUCCUUCUUGCAGAAUGGACUACAAAGUGUGUAGAAGUAGAUUGUUAGCCCAUUGCUUUUGUGCCUUCCCAUCUUAUUUCAAACAUAAGGUUGAACUGGAGGAGAUAGUUUUUCAUUUCCUUACAGUGCCAUAACAUGUCAGGAAUAACAUAGCUUUUGACAUGACCUAGUUAUUUUUAUUAUUACUUUUCAUGUCAAAAUAGCCCUUAAUAUCACAGUAUUAUUAAUAUUUAGUUGGGAAAUAUGUAUUUUCCAGCUAAGUACAAAAGGAGGGCAUUUCCAAAAAUGUGGUUGAACCCCCCCCCCCCCCCCCCCCCCCUCAUUUUCUCCUUUACUUUUUGGACUCUCUAUUCCGUGUCAUUUAUUUGCCAAUUCUGAACAUGUCCCAUGUCUUUACACAUUUUUACUGUGACGUGAUAGUUAGCGGAAUUUAUGGAACUUGUAGAAUAAUGACUGUCUGGUUACUUUUUUGUAUAUUUUGUUGCUCAAUUUUAAAAUGAGUUUUUUGCUUUUGUUGUGUUUUUAUUAUGAUGCUUGUAGUUUUUUCCACAGGGAUGAAAGGUGCACCCUUAUUGUAAUGGUGGUUGGGUGUAAACAAGAAAUUUUCCUGUUUUUGUUUGUUGGUGAAAUUACUUAAAAUUAAUCAAUUUUUAUCCCAUAUUGUUUUCAAUUUUUAGUUUUGACAGAUUCAACUGUGAUGUAGAUCAAUUUAUGCAAUACCGUAUUCAAGUUGGAAUUUCCACCAAACUUGUGUUCUGUACAAAUGAUUUAUAACUGUCAUGUCUGAGGGAACAUAGCCGUGUUUCCCUCAUCAAGUGACUUCGUGUUGUAUUUGUGUUAAUUCUUGUAUGAGUGUGGGUGUUUAUCUUAAACUUUUCAAUAAAGUUAUUGUCGUUACCCUG
This is a messenger RNA of Frankliniella occidentalis (western flower thrips), 6383 nucleotides long. It is a transcript of the gene Ttc7, whose product is annotated as tetratricopeptide repeat protein 7B. The coding region runs from base 65 to 2572 and encodes 835 amino acids. Gene Ontology annotation, molecular function: protein binding. Gene Ontology annotation, biological process: protein localization to plasma membrane; phosphatidylinositol phosphate biosynthetic process. The record is from RefSeq and is a predicted model, not a curated record. Gene Ontology annotation, cellular component: plasma membrane. NCBI's taxonomy places the organism in Eukaryota, Metazoa, Arthropoda, Insecta, Thysanoptera, Thripidae. The transcript is spliced from 16 exons.